This is a messenger RNA of Ornithodoros turicata, 1267 nucleotides long. RefSeq names its product transcription factor MafG-like. The transcript has 3 exons. Gene Ontology annotation, biological process: regulation of transcription by RNA polymerase II. The record is from RefSeq and is a predicted model, not a curated record. NCBI's taxonomy places the organism in Eukaryota, Metazoa, Arthropoda, Arachnida, Ixodida, Argasidae. Gene Ontology annotation, molecular function: DNA-binding transcription factor activity, RNA polymerase II-specific; RNA polymerase II cis-regulatory region sequence-specific DNA binding. Gene Ontology annotation, cellular component: nucleus. Bases 141 to 599 code for a protein of 152 amino acids.
CGUACGGAAAAGCGGCUCAAAAUGGCUGCCCCCAUAAAUCGAAUUCGGCUGAAUCAGGGUCGCACGGUAGAUUGACACUUCAUGAGUCAGCAAGAAUAUUAAAACAGGUUAGAUCGGUUGAGUAGUCAGCUCAUAGCACCAUGAAACGAAGAACGGCGAAAAUAAAGGCUCGAGAGAUAAAAGCACGGAUGCAGAAGGCUCGUGCAGCCAGGAUGGAUCCUCUAGAAGAUUUGCCUCAUGCGAUCAGUAACAAGAUCAGGAUCACGGAUGAAGAGCUGGUGCAUAUGUCAGUCAGGGAGUUGAACCGCCAGCUGAAGGCUUCCGGACUAACUAAGGUGGAAAUGGUGAAGAUGAAGCAACGGAGAAGGACACUCAAGAACAGGGGUUACGCUGCCAGCUGUCGCAACAAGCGUAUGGAGCAGAAGGACGACCUCGAAGGAGAACGAUCCAUCGUGGUACAAGAAAUCACGAGGCUCAAACACGAGAACCGAGCUCUGGAGAACCAGAUCGAUGACCUCCACUUCAAGUUCAACACUCUCUUGGAACGUGCAAGGCAGAGGGGAAUAGCUGUGCCGAAGGAACUGCUUCAGGGAUUCUGAUCGUGAACUUGGAGCUCACUCCAUUCUUGCUUCCUCGUACUCAGUGGAAGGGGGAAGGCAGGUGGCGCCACAUGGUUGCACGGAUUGUGCGUAGUUUUUAACAAGAGCUACAAGGGCACGGUUCCGCACCCAUCUGAUACGCGAACGUGUUCGGUCUACUCUGCGGAGUUAAAUGUAGAGAGGGAGUGGAAAACGAAGCUACGUACAAGGCCUUUGUUCAUUACAUUGGGUGCGUCUGCAACAGGCGCUUCCCACGAGGCAGUUCACUUCUGAUUAUUAUUUAUGUUACGAUAUCUUAUUAGUUAUAUGCAUAAAACUCACGUAUUCAGGGAAGUGUCGAUCUUCCAUCGGGUGUUUACAUGUUUGCAUCACGUAUUACAAAAAUAUGUAAAGACAUUAAUGUGUAGUGCCUUGGGUGAAUUGGGGCAUUCAGUUAACAUAACCUGGUGCUUGGUCCUUGUAAAUAUGCAUUUUUAUCUCCAGGCAGGCAGGCAGGCAUUUUAGCGUGUGCAUAAAUAUCCAUUACUUGCAUACUUUUUAUAGGUGUUCGGUGCAUGCAAAGUAUGAUAGCUGUGUUUUGACAAAAGCAGCACAGAUCUUCAUGAAUGCACGUUACAAUCUUCAAAUAUGUGUAUGUUUUAUGAGGAUAAAAUUUUCUAUUUAUUCUA